Molecule: messenger RNA, 5849 nt
Organism: Phascolarctos cinereus (koala)
Lineage: Eukaryota; Metazoa; Chordata; Mammalia; Diprotodontia; Phascolarctidae
Biological process (GO): negative regulation of transcription by RNA polymerase II; regulation of cytokine production; regulation of immune system process
Cellular component (GO): nucleoplasm
Molecular function (GO): DNA-binding transcription repressor activity, RNA polymerase II-specific; RNA polymerase II cis-regulatory region sequence-specific DNA binding
Source: RefSeq, a predicted model, not a curated record
GCCGGGUGGCUCAGGGGUCUGGAGGACAGUGGCCUGACGGACCAUCCGGCCCCUCGGUGCCCGAGCUGCGGCCCCCCGGGAGCGCGGACCUUCCGUCUGUCCCUGGGUUUCAGACCUCGGUGGGGAGGAGGGAUGUUGUACCCUCGCGCCUGCGCAUUUUCUCACCCCUCCCCGUCCCCUCCGCAAGGGGGCGCAGCCGUCAGCCAGCCCUGGGGGGCGGGGCGCACCUCCAGCCAAUCAGGGCAGACACCGCUGCCCUUCUCCCUCGACUCCUCCCUGUCUUAGCUGGCAUCCUUGGUGUCCUCACCCGAGCAAUGGCCUCCUCCUGCCAGGGAUUCCCCGGGAGUGUGCGUAGUGAGGCCCUGGAGGGGGCGCUUCCUCAGUUUACCCCCCUGGGAAAUGGGGCCAGGGGUCCCUGGGGCUCAGCAGCAGCCACCGAGGCACCCGCAGCAUCUCUGCCCCUGUCUGAGAUCCUGGGGGGUCCAUCUGGCCCUGCCCUCGUUUCCAGAAGCCGCACCUUUGCCUCUGCCGGGCCAUCCUCCAGGAGCUCAGCCCUCCCUUCUCCCCGCACCUCUUACGGCUCCCUUCUCCUCCCCAGGAGAGGCCCCUGCCUGGCCCAAGGGGCAGAAGAGCGGAGAGGAAGCCAUGGCCCCCCAGGAAUCAGUGACCUUCGAGGAUGUGGCAGUGGACUUCACCUGGGAGGAGUGGGGCUACCUGGACACCUCCCAGAAGGAGCUUUACUGGGAGGUGAUGCUGGAGAACUACAAGAACCUGGUCAGCCUGGGCUUUGUGGUUGCCAAGCCAGAUGCGAUCUCUCAGUUGGAGCAAGAGGAGGCACCUUGGAGACCUGAAGUUCUGUUUCCAAGAAGCAGCUGUUCAGAUUUGGACACUAAGCCUCAGAUCAAGGAAACUACUGUAGAGCUGGACAUUUCUAUGGAAGAAUCAUCCAAGAAAGGACUCUCAAGAGAUUCUUCUUGGAUUUUGACAUUCGGAGGUGCCUGGGAAUGUUAUGCCAAGUUAAAGGCGGAGCAGAACAAUGAGAAUCAACACUUUAGACAGCUCAAAACCACCAAAGGGAAAUCCCACAGUGAAAUGAGUGGCCCUGAAGACAAUAAAAGUGGCAGCAGAUCUAGUCUAGAGCUAUCUUUUUCUCCACAAAAGAGAUUAUUAGUGAUAAAGAGUCUUCUUCAUAAAUAUGAUAGAUGGAGAAAGGACCACAGAAGGCUUUCAGAUGUGGAACAAUAUAAAAGAAUCUGUUUAAAGAAGAUAUUUUUCAAUGAUGAUAAAUGUCAGAAAUCCUUUAGUAAUAAUUUUGACCUUAUUGAAGAACAUACAAUUCAUAAUAGAAAUAAACAUGAAUAUAAUGAAUAUGGGAUCUUCCUCCAGAACACUGAAUUUGCUCUGCACCAGAGAAUUCACAGAGGAGAAAAGAUUUAUGACUGCAAUGAAUGUGUAAAGUCAUUCCAGCAGAAUGCAUAUCUUAAGCAACAUCAAAAAAUUCAUAAUGGAGAGAAACCUCAUAAAUGCAGUGAAUAUGGGGAGACCUUCCUCCAGGCCACUGAACUCAUUCAACACCAGACAGGACACACUGGAGAAAAACCAUGUAAAUGUAAUGAAAGCGGGAAGGCCUUCCACCAGAAUUCAUACCUUAAAAAACAUCAGAGAAUUCAUACUGGAGAGAAACAUUAUCAGUGCCAUAAAUGUGAAAAAACCUUUCUCUGCCCCACUGAACUCACUCAACACCAGAGAACACAUACUGGAGAAAAACUUUAUGACUGCAAUGAAUGUGAGAAGACCUUCUGCUGUAAAUCAUACCUUACUGAUCAUCAGAGAAGCCAUGCUAGAGAGAAACCUUAUGUAUGUAAUGAAUGUGGGAAGGCCUUCCAUCAGAAUUCAUACCUUCGAAGACAUCAGAGAAUUCAUACUGGAGAAAAACAUGCAUGUAAUGAGUGUGGGAAGGCCUUCCUACGGACCACUGAACUUACCCAACACCAGAGAACACAUACAGGAGAAAAACCUUAUAAAUGCAAUGAAUGUGGGAAGACCUUCUAUCAGAAUUCGUACCUUCGAAGGCAUCAGAGAAUUCAUACUGGAGAGAAACCUUAUGCAUGUAAUGAAUGUGGGAAGGCCUUCCUCCGGUCCCCUGAACUUACCCAACAUCAGAGAACACAUACAGGAGAAAAACCUUUUGAAUGCAAUGAAUGUGGGAAGACCUUCCGCUGUAAAUCACACCUUACUGAUCAUCAGAGAAUCCAUACUAGAGAGAAACCUUAUGUAUGUAAUGAAUGCGGGAAGGCCUUUCUCAGGAGUACUAAUCUUAGUCAGCACCAGAGAACCCAUACUGGAGAAAAACCAUAUGAAUGUAGUGAAUGUGGAAAGGCCUUUGGUCAGAAGGCACAUCUUACUCAUCAUCAUAGAAUUCAUACUGGAGAGAAACCCUAUGAAUGCAAUAAAUGUGGGAAGGCUUUCCGCCAGAAUUCAUACCUUAGAAGACAUUUGAGAAUUCAUACUGGAGAGAAACCGUAUGUAUGUAAUGAGUGUGGGAAGGCCUUCCUCCGGGCCACUGAACUUAGUCAACACUAUAGAACACAUACUGGAGAAAAACCUUAUGAAUGUAGUGAAUGUGGGAAGACUUUUGGUCAGAAGGCAAAACUUAUUCAACAUCAGAGAAUUCAUACUGGAGAGAAACCUUAUGUAUGUAAUGAAUGUGGGAAAGCCUUCAUCCGGAGCACUAAUCUUAAUCAGCACCAGAAAACUCAUACUGGAGAAAAACCUUAUCAGUGCAAUGCAUGUGGGAAGGCUUUCUGUCAGAGGGCAGAUCUUACUCAGCAUAAUAGAACUCAUACUGGAGAGAAACCUUAUGUAUGUGGUGAAUGUGGGAAAGCCUUUUGUCAGAAGGCAGCUCUUACUCAACAUAAUAGAAUUCAUACUGGAGAGAAACCUUAUGUGUGCAGUGACUGUGGGAAAGCCUUUCACUGGAGCACAGUGCUUGUGCAACAUCGGAGAACCCAUACUGGAGAGAAACCUUUUGAAUGCAAUGAAUGUGGGAAGUCUUUCAGUCAAAGGGCAAAACUUAUUAGACAUCAGCGAUUUCACACUGGAGAGAAACCAUAUAAAUGUUUAGAAUGUGGAAAGGCCUUCUGUCAGAAAGCAGAUCUUACUUUACAUAAUAGGAUUCAUACUGGUGAGAAACCUUACAAAUGUAAUGAAUGUGGGAAGACCUUUCGCUAUAACUCACACCUUACUCAACAUCAGAAUAUUCAUACAGGAAAGAAACCUUAUGAAUGCAAUGAAUGUGGAAAGGCCUUCUUCUGGAGAACAGCCCUUAAUCAGCACCGACAGAUUCAUGCGGGGGAGAAAACUGGUUCAUGUAAUGAGGGAUGAUGAAUUCCUUUUCCAGGAGCACAUAGCAUAUUUGACAUUAGAGAAUUUGCAUAGGCCAGAAUAUGAAAAGCCUCAGCAAGAGACUCAGAAUUACUGAACAUCAGAAAGUUCAUGCUAGAGAGAACCUAUUUGAAUAUGAUAAUUGAGUUAAGGCUUUUUUUUCCAGAAAUAAGUCUUGCUAAAUAUCAUAUUUAAUGCCAGAGAGAAACUAUAUGAAUGCAUAGCCAUUGGGAAUCCCAUCUGUGAAUAGGGGUGAAGCAUAAAGCGGUGCUCAGGAGAGUGUUGGCGCAGUGCAGCCAUGCCCUUUCUGUUAUGACCAAAGCAUUUCUUUGGCUUGACUAUACUUAUUUGUUACAUAGGAGAGCUCUGUAGACCAGUGGGAAGUGAUAGCAAUAUUUUUUAAAGCUUCAGUGUAAUGUAGAAGGCAAAUCCUUCAUCCAGAUCACACAACUUAAUAAAUGUUAUGCAUACAUUCUGGCAGAGAUAAAGAGAGGUAGACCAGCAUCCAGUAUAAUUAGGUUUAAAACUAGUUGAAUGGCUAUGCCCAAAGAAUAUGCAGUACUGGUUUAGUGGCAGUUUGCUAGGUGGCCUCUGCAUAAGUGCCUUAGGGAAUCAGUUCUUGGACCUCUGCUGUUUUACCAUUUUUUAUAAAUGACUCAUAAAGGCAUGGAUAAUAUGCUUGUCAAAUUUGUAGGUGGCACAGGGCUGCACAUGUUGGCUGACGUUUAAGAUAUGAAAGAACCUUGGUGGACUAGAACAUUGAAGUAAACAUAAAAUUAAAAGGAUGAUAGUGAUGCUGUUAUAGUUGGGUUCUACUAGUUAAGUCCCAAGUACAACAUGGGGAAGAAUAGGUAGAAAAUAGUUUCUAAAAAACCUGGUUUCAAAAUGGCAAGGUUAAUAGCAGAUCUAGUGUUGGAGGAACUGUAGAAUCCAGGUAUUGGUAGAGCUGUGAAUUGGCCCAACCAUUUGGGAAAGUAAUGUGAAAUUUGCAAAACAAAAUAAAACAAAACAAUGUCACUGACCUGUUUAUAUGUCUGACCUGUUGCAAUCCCACUUCUGUUGACAAAGACAUUAAGAAAGGUCCCUAAUCUAAACCAAAAUGCUCAUUUUUGUGAUAGCUAAUAUGUCAAGCCCAGCAGGUGCCCAUUACCUGGGGAAUGGUUGAACAAAUUUGGGGCUAUUCAUGUGAUUGUAGACUAUUGUACCAGAAGAAAUUACUCAUAUGGGGAAUUUAGAAAAGCAGAGAAGGAUGUAUAUUAAGUGACAUAAAUUGAAGAAAGCAGAUCUAGGAGAACAGUCUGCACAUCAACUGAAAUAAUGUGAAUGAAAGCAAUGCUAAAAAGCAGGCAAAGUUAUUAGCUGCAAUCAACAAUUAAGCAGUUAUUCAGUUACCAUAUUGCAGGCAUUGGGCUAAGGUGUUUUGGUUUCUCUAAUGUCUUUAUGGGGUGAUGUUUCAUCCUGCGUCCAUUUGGAGCUUAGUUUGGCAUAAAGGUCAGCUGUUGGUCUAAAGCUAACUUCUUCCAGACAGCCAUCCAGGGUACUGAGUCCUUAUCCCAAUAGUUGGAGUCUUUGUGUGUAUCAACUACUAGGCUACUAGAUCUGUUUUCCUCAGUGUGUUACCAAAUUUGUUCCCCGAUUGAUUUAUUUUUGGCCGGUACAAAACUGUUUUGAGAAUUUCUGUUCUAUAGUUUGGUUUUAGAUCUGUGCCCUCUAUAUUUCUACUUCUUUUCAUUAUUUCCCAUGAGAUACUUGACAUUUUUUUUUUGCCUCCACAUGAAUUUUUUUGUUAUUAUUUUUUAAAGAACCUUUGGUAUUUUGAUUGUAAUGACAUUAAAUGAGUAAACUGAUUUAGGUAAUGCCAUUUUUACUAUAUUGAUAUUUUACUCAUGAGCAAUUAAUAUUUUUCUAAUUAUUUAGGUCUGUCUUUAUUUCUGUAAAUGGUUAUUCCUAGUUAUGUUUCCAUAUUUGUGGUGUGCGUUUUUGUAGAUAGACUCCCAAGUAGGUUUUACAUUCUAUUGUUAAUUGAAAUGGAAUUUCUCUGUCCUGCUGAGUUUUACUAGUAUUACAUAGAAAUGCUGAUGAGUUGUGUGGAUAUGUCUUAUAUCUUGUAAAUUUGUUGAAGUUCUGUUUAACUUAAUUUUUAUUUGAUUCUUUAGGGUUCUUUCAGUAUACCAUCAUAUGACCUUACAGUGUGAUAAUUCCCUUUUUUACCUAUAUUUGUCUUAUUGCAUUUCUAGUACUAUGUCAGAUAGAAGUGGAGACAGUGGACAUUCUUGUUUUAUUCCUGAUUUUAUUGGAAAGAAUUCUAGUUUAUAUUCUUUACCUAUAGUAUUAGUUCUUGGAUUUAGAUCUAUACUGUUUACCAUUUUAUGAAAAGAUACUUUUAUUUCUCAAUUUUGUUAUAUUUCUGAGAGAUGGUUAUUGUAUUUUGUCAAAAGCUUUUUUCUGCAUCUGUUGAUAAAAAU